Molecule: messenger RNA, 912 nt
Organism: Vicia villosa (hairy vetch)
Lineage: Eukaryota; Viridiplantae; Streptophyta; Magnoliopsida; Fabales; Fabaceae
Exons: 1
Coding region: 1-912 (303 amino acids)
Molecular function (GO): RNA binding
Source: RefSeq, a predicted model, not a curated record
AUGACGAAGGUGGAUGGAGGCAUGUUUCUCAUUUCAAAGUCGGAAGAGGUUCGAACCAGAGAUGGGAUACAUUUCCAUGGGGGGGGGGGGAAUCAGAUUCUAAGGGAAGGAAAGAUUGCGUUUGUGACCUCAUUCUACGACUCUGAGUUUCCUGAUACAUAUUGUGCUAGGGAUUUGUUUCAACUCUUUGGGUGUGAGGGAACGGUGGCGGAGGUUUUUAUUUCUCCAAAGAGGAAUGGCAUUGGCAAACGAUUUGGGUUUGCUAGGUUUUCAGAGGUAGAAGACGGUAGAUUACUAGCGGUACGUCUCGAUAAUAUUUUGAUUUUAGGGAAGAAGAUUCAUGUGAAUCUCCCGAGAUUUGCAAGGGGAGUGGGUAAGGUUGGAGGGAAGUCGUUUAUCUCGACAAAGGGGCUUCAUGCUAGCAGUGGUGGUUUCGCGGAGAGGAAGAACGAGGGUAUGAAUUUCAAAAAGGAGAGUCGAAGGGAAAACCGUUCUUAUGCUGAUAUCGUGAUGGGUUCAGGGACAAAGGCAGCGAAGAUGCAAGGGUACAAGGCGUCUUUUUCUUACAACUCUUGUGAAGAACAAAAGAUGAGACUUCAGAAGGCUUUUGUGGGCAAGACGAUCUUACCAGGUGCAGCGUAUAAUGUUCAUGUUCACAUGGAGAUGGAAGGUAUAUUUGCUGUCAAGGUGUCUCCGCUUGGUGGUAAUCUGUGUCUGUUGGAAGAGUUAGAGAAAGGUUACAUCGAGGAUUUCCUGGGGUCGAAUGAUUGUUGGUGGAGCCUUUGGUUUAGCGAGGUCAAGAGAUGGGAUGCAGACUCGGUUGAUGAACACAGAGAUGCAUGGGUGAGGGUCUAUUGCAUUCCAGCUAUAGCAUGGCAAUCGGAAUUUUUCGUUUCUUUGGCGGAGUCCUAG